CAAAACUCAAAAUCGCAUUUCGCCUCGAACUUACUGCUGGUAGUUCAUUGCUGCUGUUUGCCACCGUCCAGAGAGAGGUCCAGAGGUGUGCAUUGCAUUGGGCGACAAAAUGAAUCGAAUCAACAAGACAGCCAUGAAAACAACAAACACUCAUCUAUCACCACCCUCCACAGUCGUUGUGGCUAGCCUCCAAGCCAGCAGUGAUUUAGGCUCUGUCGAGGCAAACACUGCCAAGUUCACGGCCUUGGCAAUCGAAGCCGCCAACAAAGGUGCCAAGAUUUUGGUGCUGCCCGAGACGGCCAUCACUGGAUACCUUUCGCAGGAUCUGAAGACCAAUUGGAUCACACCGGAACGUAAAGCUUUGGGAUUGAAAAAGUUUAGAGGAGAAUUGGAUCCAGCAACUGCCGCGCAACCCAAAGAUGGACCCAUCGUCCAGCACUUUUGUGACCUUGCCAAGAAGCUUGGUGUUUACAUUACGGUGCCCUUUCUGGAGGUUGCAGAGCGUGCAAUCGAAGCAUCCGAGGAGGAGGAACGUGAAGAAGAGGAACAGCCCAGAUUGGAAAGAGUAUACUACAACAGCGUAUCUUUGGCAGCCCCCUCGGGCGAAGUCGUUGCUCACUAUCGAAAGAACUCACCGUGGCCAACACCAGAACAGAGCUGGGCCACGGCCGGAAACGAAGUCGCCUAUGCGGAUACUGAAUAUGGUCGUGUUGGUCUCGCCAUUUGCUUUGAUAUCCAUUCGGUACUGGUCAAAUAUGAUCGAUUCCGUUUGUGGGCUCUGCUCUACCCAAUAGCAUGGGUGGGCAAGCCGAAAGAAUGGUUCCACAACAAACUGCCGUCUUUGCUGAAGCAAUGCAAUGUGCCGCACUACAUUAUUGGUUGCAACUGGUCAACCGACAAGGCGUAUGUCUGGCCCGGUGCUGGCUUCUCCACUCACUACGGGCCAAAGGGGGAGAUCCUUGCCACCACGAGCGACAGUGUUUGGAGCACGAUUGUGUAUUCAACUCUGCCAGUACACACUAGUCGUAGCGAUGAGCGGCCGGAGGCGUCAAACGGGCGUUUGAACCUCGACAAAUACGCCUCUUGGACUCGCACUGGCGGGGAGCAGGCAAAGGAAUGGCGCUGGUUUUGAGGUCAGGUUCGGUUUCUAGAGCUGGCUACAGGCUGUAAUCCCAGAGAGUCGAGUCGGCAAACAUAUAGCUUUUGAUGCUUUCGCAGCGACGCGCAUCCACCAGAACUUAAAGCAAUGUUGAGCCACUAAAUACCCUGCAAUUUUAAUAGAGCCAUGAAACCGUUUAUUGUUGGGG
Molecule: messenger RNA, 1307 nt
Organism: Seminavis robusta
Lineage: Eukaryota; Bacillariophyta; Bacillariophyceae; Naviculales; Naviculaceae
Source: the annotation of a GenBank genome assembly